Molecule: messenger RNA, 1810 nt
Organism: Mercurialis annua (annual mercury)
Lineage: Eukaryota; Viridiplantae; Streptophyta; Magnoliopsida; Malpighiales; Euphorbiaceae
Product: xylan O-acetyltransferase 1-like
Exons: 6
Coding region: 199-1542 (447 amino acids)
Cellular component (GO): Golgi apparatus
Molecular function (GO): O-acetyltransferase activity
Source: RefSeq, a predicted model, not a curated record
CCAUUUUUCCUACAUUUUAUUUAACCAAAAAAAAAACUUGAGAGAGACAACUCUCCCUCCACCAAAAUUGCUUAACAUGCAGUUUCUUGAAGAAAAACCCAUCUCACCAAAUCUCUCAUUGAACUAACACAAUUCUUAAUUAAUUCUCUAACCCUUUCUAGAAGAAAAACCCCUAUUUUCUCAUCAGUAACAGUAGCCAUGAUGAAACACAAUUACAAAAAAAACAACAAUCUCUCAGUUUUUGUUGUUGUUUUUUCCAUUUUUUUAUUUGGUGUUUUUAUGUAUAAUGAGGAUGUUAAAUCCAUUGCCGAAUUCCCUUUUUCUUGGCCUAAACCUCAAGAAAUUCAAGAAAACGGUUCGAAUCACGAAACCCUAAUUCAAGAAAACGCUUCGAAUCAAGAAAAUCCACUGGAAUCCGAUGAGCAGAAGAUUGAAAUAUUGCCUCAAGAUCAAGAAUUAGAUAAUUAUGAUGAUAUUGAGUUGCCACCGGAAGAAUGCGAUCUUUUUAGUGGAGAAUGGGUUUUUGAUAAUGAGACACGACCGUUGUAUAAAGAAGAGGAGUGUGAGUUUCUUACGGCGCAAGUUACUUGUCUUAGAAAUGGUAGAAAAGAUUCGACGUUUCAGAAUUGGAAAUGGCAGCCUAGAGAUUGUUCUUUGCCAAAGUUCAAAGCAGGAUUAUUGCUAAAUAAAUUAAGGAACAAGAGGCUAAUGUUUGUGGGAGAUUCUUUAAAUAGAAAUCAAUGGGAAUCAAUGAUUUGUUUGGUUCAAUCUGUAGUUCCUGCUGGUAGAAAAACUUGGGAGAAGACAGGAUCUCGUGCAAUUUUUACAAUUUUGGACUAUAAUGCAACAAUAGAGUUUUAUUGGGCACCAUUUAUAGUAGAAUCAAAUUCUGAUGACCCAAAUAUGCACAGCAUAUUAAACCGUAUAAUUAUGCCAGAAUCAAUUAAUAAACAUGGGGUUAAUUGGAAAAAUGUGGAUUAUCUUAUUUUUAAUACAUACAUUUGGUGGAUGAACACUUUUUCUAUGAAAGUUCUCCGUGGAUCGUUCGAUGAGGGGGAUACAGAGUAUGAUGACAUCGAACGGCCAGUAGCUUAUCGUAGAGUUUUAACAACAUGGUCUAAGUGGGUAGAGGAUAAUAUUGAUCCUAAUCGGACCACUGUCUUCUUUGCUAGCAUGUCUCCUCUCCAUAUCAAGAGCUUGGAUUGGGACAACCCAGAUGGAAUAAAAUGUGCAUUGGAGAAAACUCCAAUUCUCAACACAACAAAGCCCCCAAACGUGGGAACAGAUCGUAGACUACUAAUUAUAGCUCAAAAUGUGACUAAUUCCAUGAAAAUACCAGUCCAUUUUCUCAACAUUACCGCUCUAUCCGAAUAUCGAAAAGAUGCACAUACAUCGGUUCAUACAAUCCGACAAGGCAAGAUGCUCACGCCGGAGCAGCAGGCGGAUCCGGCGACCUACGCCGAUUGUAUCCAUUGGUGCCUUCCCGGAUUACCCGAUACGUGGAACGAGUUUAUCUACGCGCGUAUUAUUUCUAAAUCGUGACUUUAAUGAUUUUCCGGUAUGGUAUCGGAUUUUUCUUUAUUUUUAUUUUAUUAUAAAUGUGUUAUUUUCUUUUUAGUUUGGUAUAUAGUUUAAUUUCUAGGGUUUCAAAAUCCACUACAGAUUUUUGUUUUGCAACUUUGUUCAUUAAAGGAGAAAAAAAUGUACAAGUUGAUUCACCAAUUUUUCAAUUGUAUAAUGCACAUGUGGAAAUUAAAAUAAUAAAGUAAAUACAAACUAGUAUGUAAAACAUACUUGCAUUUUCUUCUUA